CUAAAAAAUACAGGGUCCUCGGUGGAAGGACCUCGUGGAGAGGUAAACAAACGAUGUUGCCUUAAUUAACAUGAAACCAUCGAUUUCUGCUGAAGCUAAUUUACGAGUUGCAGCGUGUAUGUGAUGGCGGAAGAAAAUGAGUUGGAAAAGCGCGCAAUAGAGGAACUCCUCAAGGAGACUGACAGAGCUCGGGUGAGGGCAGAGACCAUGGGCCCUGCAGGAUGGUUGAAAUGCCCACUGCAAAGCACUAACAAGCGCUUCCUCCUCAACACCCUGCGCUCCACCGGCCUGCAGCAGCGCACAGACGAAUCUAGAGCCCCACACUCCACCACAAGAGAGCGCCUGAGAAGCGAAUCCCCGGAAAGACGGCGUCAACGCAGCAGAACACCUCCAAUAUAUCAAAGGAGUAAUGGAGGCAACUCGAAUCAUAAAUAUCAUCACAGGGACUGCCGCCCAAACCAAGAUAAGAGGAGGCUGGACAGAGAUAAGGACAGACACAGAGACGACAGAGUGAGGAAACAUGCCGAUGGACAGACCAGAGACAAAACAGGAAGACACAGAUUCCAUGAAUGAACUAGCACUGUUUAGGGAGGAGUGCUUCUUCUACAGAGACCGGCUAGAGGAGAACAGAGGCAACAAGAAACUGCUCUCUGAUUGGCUACUGCAACCCACAGAGCAGCAGACAGAUAUGGAGGACUUGUGUUGUAGGAGUCUGGAGACUUUAACUUUUCAUUUCUACCUCCAGAGAAUUCAGGUUAACGAUUAGCUUUGAAUUUUUAUGAAUGCUUAGUUGAUCCCCUUAUACUUCCCAUAUGGCCAAGAUAAAAUCAUGUCCAUGGCAGUUUUUUUUUCACUCCAGAUGUGACAGAAUAAAGGAUUAACCAGG
This is a messenger RNA of Melanotaenia boesemani (Boeseman's rainbowfish), 886 nucleotides long. Its product is annotated as protein POLR1D-like. The coding region runs from base 124 to 573 and encodes 149 amino acids. The transcript has 3 exons. The record is from RefSeq and is a predicted model, not a curated record. NCBI's taxonomy places the organism in Eukaryota, Metazoa, Chordata, Actinopteri, Atheriniformes, Melanotaeniidae.